GGAGCAACCACCAAAGCCAGCGUCAUCGUUAAUAGAACAAGAGAUGUACAGUGAGCCAUCUGAGGACGGAAAAGGUGUGUCCAGAGCAGAUGUUUGGCUGAUGCAUUGAUGCAUCAGUACUGCAAGCUUGCCUCGCCAUUCAAGCAAAUCCAAAGGAAGGGUCAAGACAAGGUCUCUCUUUAUUCAGUUUCCGUUGAAGGGCAUUGUGAAAUCCAGCCUACUAUUACAUUCAAGAUCUACUUUUGAGAGGUAACCCGCCCAUCAAAAUUCCACUUCCGGAGAGCAUGCUCAACUUGCUGGAAUGGAUGCUUUUUUUUGUUUGUCAGUCUUGUCAUUUCUGUCCUUUCUGAUGCCUGGAGCCUGGAUGUCCCUCCACCAUAGCCAUCAGACGCUUCAACCAUUGGACGCCAUGGCUUGGAAACGCGAUGAAAGCUCUGAGAGGCACUUCGUUUUGCUUAGCUUCGUUCGGAGCGUGGUGGAAGGUUGGGCCCUCCAAAACCUUUCGAUGCAGGGCUCAGAGAGUGAGAUCCGCGUUGCAGUCACAGCCACCAAUCCCGCCCUGCGACAGACGUUUGAGUCACACAUUGGAAUUGUGGGCAAGGCAGACUUGCUGAAUGUUGCUUUGACGAGAGCGAAGAGUGGGUUGGUGAUUGUCGGCAAUCGUACAAUUCUGAGCGAAGGCUCGGAAGACUUCUUCCAGUUAGCUUCGGAUCUCUGUGACCGAGGUAAUUUAGUUAGUGCGGCAGAGUUUAAAGCCGGUCAUGUUAGACUCGCACAUUAGUGCGGCUCGCAAAGCUGGGAAACCAUGAAAACUCUGAUUGUCACGGGCCUAGGCGUGGU
Cladocopium goreaui is the source of this 840-nucleotide messenger RNA. The record is from the annotation of a GenBank genome assembly. Lineage: Eukaryota; Dinophyceae; Suessiales; Symbiodiniaceae.